Artibeus jamaicensis (Jamaican fruit-eating bat) is the source of this 976-nucleotide messenger RNA. RefSeq names its product F-box and leucine rich repeat protein 22 (gene FBXL22). The transcript has 2 exons. Gene Ontology annotation, biological process: SCF-dependent proteasomal ubiquitin-dependent protein catabolic process. Gene Ontology annotation, cellular component: SCF ubiquitin ligase complex. The record is from RefSeq and is a predicted model, not a curated record. Bases 14 to 781 code for a protein of 255 amino acids. NCBI's taxonomy places the organism in Eukaryota, Metazoa, Chordata, Mammalia, Chiroptera, Phyllostomidae. Gene Ontology annotation, molecular function: protein binding.
UCCACAACCAUAUAUGUCCACCAGCCCGGAGCUGGGGAGGAGCAGCAGGAGGCAGGUCAGGCCCCUGGGCUCUGGCCACACUCCACGGCCACUGCACACCAUGCACAUCACGCAGCUCAACCACGAGUGCCUGCUGCACCUCUUCUCCUUCCUGGACAAGGACAGCAGAAAGAACCUCGCCAGGACCUGCCCCCAGCUCCAGGAUGUGUUUGAGGACCCUGCACUCUGGCCCCUGUUGCACUUCCGCUCCCUCACAGAACUCACGAAGGACAACUUCCUCCUGAGCCCGGCACUCAGGAGCCUCUCCAUCUGUUGGCACUCGAGCCGCGUGCAGGUGUGCAGCAUCGAGGACUGGCUCAAGAGCGCCUUCCAGAGGGGCAUCUGCAGCCCGCAUGAGAGCCUGGUCAACGACUUCCUCCUCCAGGUGUGUGACAGGUGCCCCAACCUGGUGUCCGUCACGCUGUCUGGGUGUGGCCACGUCACCGACGACUGCCUGGCCCGACUACUGCGGUGCUGUCCGCGCCUGCGCACGCUGCGCCUCGAGAACUGCGCGCGUGUCACCAACCGCACGUUGAUGGCCGUGGCGGCGCACGGGUGCGCGCUGCAGACGCUGCACGUGGACUUCUGCCGCAACGUGAGCGCCGCCGGCCUGCGCCGCCUGCGUGCAGCGUGCCCGCUCCUGGCUGUGCACGCUGAGCACAGUGCAACCAUGAUCCCGGACCAGCCUCCGCGCUGCCUGUCGGCGCCGGGCCCCGCCCUCCGCAAGCUGCUCCCGCGCUAGGUCACCGGGUCGCGGAUGGGCACUGGCCACGGCCUGGGUCCGAAGGGGACCCGGCAGCUCUUCCACCUCCAAGACUAUCGCCACAUCUUCUGAGCCUCAGUUUUCCCAUUUGCAAAAUGGGGAUACGAAUGUCUACCUCACACUAUGAUUUUAUAUACAGGAUGACUGCGAGGUUAAAUGACUUGGUACUUGGAA